CUUUUUUUUUAUAGAAAAAUGAGUAAUCUUUUCUUUGCUUUAUAAGCUGCAGUAUAUCUUGUUUUGAGGGUGCUUUGAACAGUCUGAAUGCUGAUGCUUUUAUCUUCAAAACUUGUUUCCCCUUUUCUUUUGCUGAAAGAGUUUUCCCAGAAAAUAUUUUCCUGAGAAACAAACGGGUUAAUACUUAAUAUUUGUGUUUUUGGCCCAAGAUAAACAAAGGUUUGAGCGGCAUUUGAAAUCAUUAUUUCCUGUUCUAAAUUUUGAACCCCCAAGUUCUGUUCUUACCUUUUUAGUGUCCUCAUUUCAAGGCAACAAUGGAGGAGGAAAGUUCACUUCCUAGAUUACAAUAAUGCCCCUUUUUAGUGUUGAAAUGCAGUGAGUUAGGAAAACAUGAAAAAGGGUACUUUAUGGAAAUUUGUCUGUUGUCACUGUAGCCGUAGGACCCUUGUGAAUAUAAUAAUGUCCGAUUGACCAUGAACCAAGGUAGAAUUUGUUGGAGCAUUGAAUGGAGUAAAGAUGAAGAGUUGCUCUUACUUUCUGGUUAAUUAGUCAUUAGUGGAUAGCUUCUGCUUUGACCUGUUCUUGGAGAUAUUCUUUUACGAUUGCUUUGAUUCUUUGGUUGGUCUUUUGCCUUUAUUGCUUCAAUGUGAUGAUAGAGAAGCCUUGUGGGUCUGGGAAGCAUUGAAGUGGUGGAGGAUAAAUAAACUUAAACUUGUUUUUAACUUUCUGACAGGGGUCUUUAAAUUAUGCAGACUCCAAAAGCAAGAAAUGGAUCUUCGGAAGUGCCACGAAGGGUCUCUCCUCGAGCUGUUCGUCAACUCAAGCCAACUACACUAGAGACUGAAGCUGUAUCUACUUCAAAUCCAGCUAGUAGAACUUCAAAAGAGAAAAGCCCUAAAGUUGUUGAGCGCCGUUCACCUAGAAGCCCAAUCUCUGAGAAGAAGCGCCCAAGCAGAAUAUCUGAAUUGGAGGUACAGAUUUCACAGCUUCAAGAAGAACUAAAGAAGGCAAAGGAUCAGCUAAGUUCAUCUGAAUCAUGCAAGAAGCAAGCCCAGCAAGAUACCGAGGAGUCCAAGAAACAACUGUUGGACGUGUCUGCGAAGCUCAAAGAGUCUCAAAAGCAGCUUCUUGAGCUGUCUGGUUCUGAGGAAGCUCGUGUUGUUGAGUUCCACAAGAUAUCGCAAGAACGGGAUCAAGCAUCGCAGUCAGAGCUUGAAGCUAUCCAGAAGCAGCAGUCUCUCGACUCAGCUGCUCUGGCCUCAGCUGUGAAUGAGAUUCAGCGACUUAAGGAUCAGCUAGAAAUAUUGGCUGAAUCUGAGGCUGCACAGACCAAGCAAGCAGAAUCAGCACAUUUGGAGCUCCAGAGCUUGAAAGUAAACCUGGUUGAAACUCUUUCUCUUGUAGCGAACAUGAAAAACCAGCUAAAGGAUAGCCAAGAAUCGGAAACUCAGGCCCAAGCUUUGGCUAGUGAAACUCUGCUACAACUAGAAGCUGCAAAAAAGACUGUUGAGGCACUUAGGUCGGAAGGCAUGAAGGCCAUUGAAGUUUACAACUCCAUUGCUUCAGACUUAGACCGGUCAAGGGAACGUGUUUAUUCACUGGAAGGACUUGUUAACAAACUUAAGGCAGACCUGCUUGAUGCUGGUGGCAGCCUCUCUCUCGAGUCUGAUGGUGAUCGUGUUGUUGUUGAGCAUCAAGCUGAAGAAAGCAAGAAACCUGAGGAAUCUCACCAGCUUGAAGCAGAGAUUUCUUCUUUGAAGUCUGAGGUGGCAUGGUUAAGGUCUGCUCUUGAAACCGCUGAGAUUAAAUGCCAUGACGUACAAAUCCAAAGCACUGUACAGAUAAAGAGUGCUCAUGAACUGGUGGAGAAGAUAAAAUCUGAAGCAAGCUCGAGAGAGGCUGAGCUGUUAGCUGAACUAGAGAAAGCAAACUUUGAUAUUACUGACUUGAAAGCAAAUCUGAUGGAUAAGGAAACUGAGCUGCAGGGUAUUUCAGAGGAAAAUGAAGAGCUACACAUGAAGCUUGGAAAAAAUCUGUCAUGCCAGCGAGAAUCAGAACUUGAAAAUGAGCUAAAGGUAUUGAAGGAAGCUGUUGUUGAUCUGAAGGCAAAUAUGAUGGAUAAGGAGACAGAACUUCAAAAUAUAGUAGAGGAGAAUGAGAUGCUCAGGUUGGAAGUCAGUAAAAGGGAUAUGGACAAAGGUAAAUCAAAUGAUAAGGCUGCUGCUGAGCUAGAGGUAGCAAGGGCUGCAGAGCGAGAAGCUAUUAUGAAGCUUGGGCUUGCAAUAGAGGAGGCAGAUAAAAAUAACAGGAGAGCUGCCAGGGUCUCUGAACAGCUGGAGGCUGCACAGACUGUCAACUCUGAAAUGGAGGCAGAGUUGAGAAGAUUAAAGGUGCAAUCUGACCAGUGGCGCAAGGCUGCAGAAGCAGCUGCUGCAAUGCUUUCAGCAGGUAAUAAUGGGAAGUUCAUCGAGAGAACUGGUUCACUGGAUAGCAAUUAUAAUCCAGUUACCGGAAAGGUUAGCUCACCUUAUACAGAAGAUAUGGAUGAUGAUUUGCUGAAGAAGAAGAACGUGAACAUGCUAAAGAAGAUUGGGGUCUUGUGGAAGAAGCCACAGAAAUAGAACACCAUGAGAUACUUGGGUUACUGGGACCAAGCCAAGUCUUUUUGCUGUGAGGCUCACGGUAGGCUCUAUUUUGAAGCUUCCUAGUUAUCAUGAUGUGAGGGCAGAACACUGGUUACAGCAGAUUUUCUUUCUUUUUUCUUUUCUCUUGUUCUGUGGAUAUGUAAAAUGUGGGUGUCAACUGUCAUCACCUUGUGCUUACAGUAUCAAACUUUUUCCUCUUUGACGAUGCAAUUUAUGGUGGUGUUGGAUUUGGAUUCCAUAGUUGAUCAGUUAAGCUGCUUGCUUAAUAUAAUCAUCACUUUGUCAGCUGCCCCAACCUCUUCGUGUAACUUGUAACUACAGUUUACUUACAGUUGUCCGACAUAAAUUUUGCUUAA
This is a messenger RNA of Durio zibethinus, 3001 nucleotides long. RefSeq names its product interactor of constitutive active ROPs 3-like. Lineage: Eukaryota; Viridiplantae; Streptophyta; Magnoliopsida; Malvales; Malvaceae. The record is from RefSeq and is a predicted model, not a curated record.